AUGACAAAGGGAGAUUAUAGACUCGAUGUGUCGUGGGACCAACAUAAAGUUCUGACAUUAGGAACUGGAGGAAAACCGUCAUGGAGAAUGAUCAAGUGUUCCAUACCCCAUUACACUCUAAUGGAACCGAUUUGCAUCAAUGGUGUUUUGUAUUACAUUUCUAUUAAAUGGUCUACAAAGACUUGUGGAAUCGUGUGCUUUGAUGUUAGAUCAGAGAGUUUCAGCUUUAUGGAAGCCAAGGGAUCUCUCAAUGGAGAUUUGCUUACUGGAGGAACUCUGCUAAACUACAAUGGCAAGUUAGAAGAUGUGGAGAAACAGGAAUGGUCUGAGCGUAUAUACGUAUUGCCUGCUGUGUGGAAGGACGUAGUUGGAGAAUAUGAUUUAAGCUUUGUUGGAGUGACUCGGACAAAUGAGAUUGCGUUCUCGUCGUUCUAUCAAACAAACCCUUUUUACCUUUGCUAUCUUAAUCUCGAGAGGAACACUGUCGUAAGAGUUGAAAUCCAAGGAAUGGAUACGUCUAACUGUUGGGGCCUGACUGGUUUAACCGCUGCGGUUGCGGUUGCGGGUGCGGGAGUUUGCGGAAGCGGGCGGUUGUGA
Molecule: messenger RNA, 597 nt
Organism: Microthlaspi erraticum
Lineage: Eukaryota; Viridiplantae; Streptophyta; Magnoliopsida; Brassicales; Brassicaceae
Source: the annotation of a GenBank genome assembly